Lobosporangium transversale is the source of this 939-nucleotide messenger RNA. RefSeq lists its product as hypothetical. Lineage: Eukaryota; Fungi; Mortierellomycota; Mortierellomycetes; Mortierellales; Mortierellaceae. The record is from RefSeq and is a predicted model, not a curated record. The transcript is spliced from 4 exons. Gene Ontology annotation, molecular function: proton transmembrane transporter activity. Gene Ontology annotation, biological process: proton motive force-driven ATP synthesis. Bases 58 to 786 code for a protein of 242 amino acids.
AUUCACAUCUCUUUUUCCUCUCCUCAUCACUCCACUCAUCAGCACUCAUCUCUCACCAUGGCCCUCCGUCUUUUGACCAAGAGCUCCUCGGUCGCCGCCGUGCGCCCCAUGCUCGCUGCCCAGCGCUCCAGCGCCUCUGCUGCCAUCCGUCACAUGACUACCUCGACUGAAGAGAAGCAAGUUUCCCCUGAGAACAAGGCUCAGAGCAUCAUCGACUCGCUUCCCGGCAACUCAUUGCUUUCCAAGACCGCCUACGUCACCGCCCUUACUGGUGCUGCCACCUACUUGAUUUCCAAGGAGAUUUACGUCUUCAACGAGGAAUCCUUGGUCCUUUUGGCUUUCGCUGCCACUUUCGGUGGAAUUGUGAAGUCUGCUCGUGAGCCCUUCAAUGAGUGGGCUGAUGGCCACAUCAACAAGAUCCGCUCUGUUCUUCAGAAGGCCCGUGUUGACCACAAGGCUGCUGUUGAGGAGCGCAUCGAUCAGGUUGGCCAGAUGAAGGACGUUGUUGAUGUCACCAAGGCUCUGUAUGCUCUCUCCAAGGAGACUGCCAAGCUCGAGGCUGAGGCCUUUGAGCUCAAGCAGAAGACUGCUUUGACUUCUGAGAUCAAGUCUGUCCUUGACUCUUGGGUCCGUUAUGAGACCUCGGUCCGUGAGCGUGAGCAGAGCAAGCUUGUUGCUUACAUGAUCGAGAAGAUCAAGGCUGAUCUUCAGGAUCCCAAAUUGCAGUCCAAGAUCUUGGAAGAGUCUAUCAGUCAGGUUGAGAAGAUUGCUUCCUCCAAGGCUUAAUUAAAUACAAAGUUUUGAUUUCUUUUCCUUUUACAUUUUUCGUGCGUAGUGAAAAAAGAAAGAUAAAGAAAAAGAAGGGUGUCCUCUCUUUUUUGUUUUUAAUUGUUACGCGCCACUCUUCCCUCCUCCCUUCUCUAUCAAAUACAGAGCUCC